Messenger RNA from Centruroides sculpturatus (bark scorpion), 4563 nucleotides. Its product is annotated as G protein alpha q subunit-like. The transcript has 10 exons. NCBI's taxonomy places the organism in Eukaryota, Metazoa, Arthropoda, Arachnida, Scorpiones, Buthidae. Gene Ontology annotation, biological process: adenylate cyclase-modulating G protein-coupled receptor signaling pathway; phospholipase C-activating dopamine receptor signaling pathway. The coding region runs from base 254 to 1315 and encodes 353 amino acids. Gene Ontology annotation, molecular function: G-protein beta/gamma-subunit complex binding; guanyl nucleotide binding; G protein-coupled receptor binding. The record is from RefSeq and is a predicted model, not a curated record. Gene Ontology annotation, cellular component: heterotrimeric G-protein complex.
UUGUCCAGUGACUUAAAAAGAGAUAUCAUUGUUGCCAUAGAAAUAUGAAGUACAUAUAUAUGUAUAUAUUAUGAACUGUGAUAUUAGCAAAAUUUCAUUGAAUCAUUUAAAUAGCCAGAGAUUGUGACUACAAGAAACUGAAUUGCCACAAUUAUAAAUUUCCUUACUCUGUCCAGUAGCAGCAGUUGACAGAUCAUCACCACUUGAAAUAUUUUUAAGCAUAGUGCUUCAGAAAUGCAGAAAUAAGUCAAACAUGGCGUGUUGUUUAAGCGAUGAAGAGAGGGAACAGAGACGAAUUAAUCAGGAAAUCGAAAAACAAUUGAAAAGAGAUAAAAAAGAUUCACGUAGAGAACUUAAAUUACUUUUACUGGGAACAGGUGAAUCUGGAAAGAGUACCUUCAUUAAACAGAUGAAAAUUAUUCAUGGAUCUGGUUAUUCUGAUGAAGAUAAAAGAGGAUUUAUUAAACUUGUAUACCAAAAUAUAUUCAUGGCCAUGCAAAGCAUGAUAAAAGCAAUGGAUUUGUUACAAAUACAAUACAAAAAUGAAAAAAAUACGGAACAUGCGGAAUUGGUUAGGUCAGUUGACUAUGAAACAGUAACAACAUUCAAUAAGCAGUAUGUAGAAGCAAUUAAAUCAUUAUGGGCAGAUCCUGGCAUUCUAGAAUGUUAUGAUAGACGAAGAGAAUAUCAAUUAACAGAUUCAGCUAAAUACUAUUUAAAUGAUCUUGAUAGAAUAUCUACCUCUGAUUAUUUGCCAACUCAACAAGAUAUUUUACGUGUUAGAGUUCCAACAACUGGGAUAAUUGAAUAUCCAUUUGAUUUGGAUUCCAUUAUAUUCAGAAUGGUUGAUGUUGGUGGUCAAAGGUCUGAAAGAAGAAAAUGGAUACACUGUUUUGAAAAUGUUACAUCUAUAAUUUUUCUUGUUGCCUUAAGUGAAUAUGAUCAAAUUUUGUUUGAAUCUGAUAAUGAGAAUAGAAUGGAAGAAAGCAAAGCAUUAUUCAAAACCAUUAUUACUUAUCCCUGGUUUCAAAAUUCUUCUGUCAUUCUUUUCUUGAAUAAGAAAGAUUUAUUAGAAGAGAAGAUCAUGCAUUCACAUUUAGUUGAUUAUUUUCCAGAAUUUGAUGGUCCAAAACAAGAUCAUAUUGCAGCACGUGAAUUCAUACUUAAGAUGUAUUUGGUUCAGAAUCCAGCUGAAGAUCGGAUGAUAUAUCCACAUUUUACGUGUGCCACAGAUACUGAAAAUAUCCGGUUUGUGUUUGCAGCAGUAAAAGACACUAUUCUGCAGUCAAAUUUAAGGGAGUAUAAUCUUGUGUAGUUGUCCAGUGACUUAAAAAAAAUAUAUUGCUGCCAUAGGAAUAUGAAAAAUAUAUAUAUUAUGAACUUUGAUGUUAGCAAAGUUUCAUUGAAUCUUAAUGUAGCCAAAGAGUGAGGCUGAAGAAAAUGAAAAGCAAAAGUUAUAAAUUUGCUUGAUCCAUCUGGCAGCAGCAUUUUGCAGAUCACAUCUCUUUUAAAUGCUUCCAAGCAUAGUGCCUCAGAAAUGCAGGUGUUGUCAAACUUUUUAUGUAUGAAACAUUUUCAUGUUGGAUUUAGAGAACCAAACAAGUGCCAAAUUACAUACAAGAACAUAUAGAAGAACCAAAAGUUUAGUUUAAAAAAUUAACAACAACAAAAUUGAAUUUGCUGAAAUUAUAUUCAAGAAACAAUUCCGCCCAAUGAGACGUUGUAUUCAAACUUACUAUAGGUGCUGAUUUGACAAUUAAGAACUAUUUUUAUUUAGAUUUUACUAGUGGGCACAUGGCACAAUUGUGCCAUUGUCUGAUAUUUCUUAUAGUCUGUAUUCUAAAAAGAUGACAAAAAUUUUUUAUUAACAUGAGAAAAGAAAUCAUUAUCAUUUUGAAUACGUACAAUGUGGAUUACAUCAUUUCAUUAUGGUUCUAUAUUGAUGAUAUUGUUAAGAAGCUCUGAUUAGUUUACUUUUUGAGACAGUUUUAUAUAUAUAUAUUUUAUUACUACGAUAGCAAAAACACCGUCAGCUUAAUGAAUCAAAAAUUUCAUCCUAAAGCAUAUAUUUAAAAAGUAAUUAUAAUUAAUAAUAAGAAAAGUAAAAGAAAUACGAAGUAUGUAAAUUUAUUAAUAACAUGUAUAUAAAAUGUAUGAUAUUACUGAAUGAAAAGGGGAUUUUAGAUUUGUUUGUAAUACAUAACAAUGUUAAUUGUUGUUUUGAAAUUUUUUCAUCAGGAAAGAGUUGUGUAUAUGACAAAUGUAAUUUUAAGAUAUUCUAUUACAUUCAUAGGCAGUCUAUUGAAAUUCAUAGAAAUCAUACAUAGAAUAUCUGGUAUUUAAAGUCAAGUGAUUUUAUACAUAUAAGAACUUCUGGAAAAAUAAUAUAUUUGCCUUGGCUUGGCUGUGUUCAGAUAAAAUCUGUAACUCAUCUGUCAUGUUUAUGACUUAGCUAUGUAGAGUUGGCACUGUGCAAAUACUUGAUUUUCUAACAGUAUCCUCCCCACAUGAUCAAAACUUUAUCCUUAAAUCUUAUUUAUCAUCAUCAUCAUCAUCAUCAUAAUCAUCACAAAUGCUAAUGUUAUUGGAUAUUGGCAGUGCUUCAUUUGAAAUGGGAGUUCAGUACCAUCUGUCAAUGUCACAACAAUUCUGAGAAAUAGAACUGACCAUUUCAGGUGCUUCCAGACAGUCUAUGAUAUGCUGCCCCCAUUUGCAUGAUAGUUAAGUGUGUUCUAUUUUAGUCUUGUUUCACAUUGAUAUUUUAGUGCUACAUAAUGUUAAUUCUAGUUCUCAACAUCAAUUUGUGUGGUGACAUUACUUGUGGAGUCAGUUAUUUAAAAAUUCAUUUGGAAAGUUUUUCCCUUCUGUGUGAUUAAUUAUUUCAUUUGCACUAAUAUUGACUUUUUCCUAUUGUUCUUAAGCUAAUGUUAAACUUAUUAAUAUUUUUAUUAUUCAAGGCUAGAGAAAUUUCUCUAGUACCAGGAUAAUUUUUCCACAGUUGUUUGACUAUCUUCUUGUCUGAUGCUUUGUUCAGAUUAGUUCUCCAUUACUAACACAUCCUUGUUUACAUUCAUAAAGCCCUGUUGAUCCAUAGAAACAGCAUUAUUUCUGUACUUAUGAGAUUGGAGACUAUAUUUAUGUUGUUCACCAGUUGAAAUAUUUUGAAAUGAUUCUGAAAUUGCAAUUGACUAAUGAAUGCAUUGAUGAAGUUCUUCCAUUAGGUUUUUUCUGAUAAUUUGUAGCAUUUAAUGAAAAUUACCUUCUACAAUAGUCUUCCUUCCAAAUACGAAUGUAAUUCCCAUAAUUUCUUGUAACAGAAUUUUAACAGUAUGAAAUGGUGCUCAUCUUAAAUGGUGACAUCUACUUUUUGUAGUUUAAGUAAUUUGUAGCCAUUGAGCUUUGUGUUAAAGCUUUAGUCAAUCUGCAAUGUUUAAUGGAAGCUUGAAGGCAACACGAACUUUCCUGAAUUCAGCAGAUGCAUUGCAUCUAUUUCAGAACAUGCUACAAACAAAGCACUUUAUUUAUUUUAUUUAUUUAUUUACAUUUAAUUGAAAACGACAGAGACGAUUGUAUUCCACCCCCCUAAUAACAAAAAAAAUUAUCCCCAAUAAAAUGAUUACAAAAUAUAACAGACAUAAAAAAAAUUAUAAAUAAAGUAAAACAAAAGUUACAUUAUAUAUUAUAUAAAAUAGAUUUACAUUUAUUUUUUAAAAAAAUUAAAAUCACGAUAUAGGUAAGGUUCAACAGGCUGUAUGUGAGAUGCUGUACGGUAAAAAAAGGAUCUUUGUGAAAGAGAAAGGCAAAAAAAUGGGAUGAAGAAGCAUGAUGUAUUACGGGUUCUUACAGUAGGGAUGCAGAGACCUAGCCAGUAAUUUAAAAUUAGACCAUUGAAGUAUUUAAAGCAGAGAAUGUAGUCAAAAUAUUUUAAGCGAUCAGAAAGAUUUGGAAGACCAAGGCAAACUCUUGCCACAUUGUGGUUGUCAGUAAAGGGUAAAUUGCAGAAUUUGUGAAUCAGAAAAUAAACUUUAUUUAAUUCAGAUUGUAUUUUUUGAAUCAGAUAAGGGACAGCCAUGGCCCAGACUGGUAAACAAUAAUCGACUAUUGAUUGAAAAUUAGUAAAGAAAAUUGUUCUGAGUAUGGUUUUUGAAUAGAUAUUUUUGCAAAAACGCCAGAUAAAGCCACGUCUAAUUGCAAAAGAUAUGAUCAUGGAAUAUUAAAUUUUCAUCAGAUAUGAUAAUAAGGUCACGAUGAGACUGGACAUAGUUUAUUUUAGAGGAAUCAAUAAAUAUGGAAGGAUGGUAGGGAUUACAAAGUAGAGAAAAACACAUAAUGACAGUUUUAUGGAUGUUGAUUUUUAGAUUAUAACUGGCAAGAUUAGAACAUAAAGAAUUGACAGUGAUCUAAAGAGAGAAGGGAUCAUUGGAUAAAAUUUUGAUGUCAUCGGCAUAGGCAAUUACUUUAGAGUGGGGGUUGAUUAGUAAUUUAUCUAUAUAAGCUGAGAAAAAAAGCAUGCUUAGUAUAGAUCCUUGAGGUAUGCCACAGAUAGGAGAGAAAGAGAAAAAA